Pundamilia nyererei is the source of this 4672-nucleotide messenger RNA. It is a transcript of the gene cramp1, whose product is annotated as cramped chromatin regulator homolog 1. Gene Ontology annotation, biological process: pattern specification process. Bases 98 to 3634 code for a protein of 1178 amino acids. Gene Ontology annotation, molecular function: chromatin binding. Gene Ontology annotation, cellular component: nucleus. NCBI's taxonomy places the organism in Eukaryota, Metazoa, Chordata, Actinopteri, Cichliformes, Cichlidae. The record is from RefSeq and is a predicted model, not a curated record. The transcript has 20 exons.
AAUCAGGAGCAAGGAGAGGGCAUGAAAGCGGAGCGAUCGCUCUCGGCUUUAUUAUGCUCAAUUUGACCACUAAUUGCCAGUCUAACCGCUCGGACCCAUGGUGAAGAGAAAGAAGACAUCGUCUACUACAGAGGAGCACCAAAAUGGCAUGACACCGGGCUCCAGGGAGGGGAUCGGUGUCGAUGGGAGGAGGAAUCCGUCCAGAAAGCCCGACGGUUGCGACGAAGAGGAGAACGGAGAGCAGGCGAGCGAGGAGCGCAGUACAAAGGGAGAGGACGGAGUGGAAAUUCUUAAUCCAUCAACCACGGGUCUCGGCUCCGGUUCAGCCCCGGUCCUUCCUGCUUCUGCUCCGAACCGAACCGGACCAGGCUCGACCCAGCUUCCCCAGACAUCAGCUGAGCCCGGCCCUCCGGGCCCCGACCAGCAUCAUUUUCUCCGAUCAAGCGUUCGACCUCCGAGCAAACGGAUACGGAAGGAUUCAAUCGGCUCCUCCAUCAAUGGACAUGGCGGGGCAAAAUCGAAAGGGGCAGAGAAUGGCUCCUCUUCCCAGGGUGUGGUGGGACAGACCGGGCCUGUGGUCAGCUCCACGGGGGGAGUAUCCAAGACCUCCAAGGGCCAAGGGUCUACAGAGAAGGAAGAACAAGCUGGUAACCAGAAAAGAGCCCGUCGGCAGUGGGAAUCCUGGAGCGCUGAGGACAAAAACAGCUUUUUUGAGGGUCUUUAUGAGCACGGGAAGGAUUUUGAGGCCAUCCAGAACAACAUUGCAAUGAAGUACAAGAAGAGAGGCAAGCCAGCAAAUAUGGUGAAGAACAAGGAACAGGUCCGCCACUUUUACUACCGAACUUGGCACAAGAUCUCCAAACACAUCGACUUCGCUAACGUGUACUCCAGGGUGUUAAAGAAAUCUUCUCAAGAACUGUACGGCCUCAUCUGCUACGCCGAGCUUCGCAAAAAAGUUGGAGGAUUGAUGGAUGAUAAGAAUGUGGCAAAGCUGAACGAACUCAUCCAGCAAGGGGCCACCACCGUGCGCUCUAAGGGGAGGAACCUGCGGAUCAAAGCUCCAAUGUGCCGAGCGUUGAAGAAACUUUGUGAUCCAGAUGGAGUGAGUGAUGAAGAGGACCAGAAGCCGGUGCGUCUGCCCUUGAAGGUGGCAGUGGAGCUCCAGCCACGCAGUAACCAUUCCUGGGCCCGAGUUCAGAGUCUUGCCCACAACCCUCGCCUCAGGAUGGUGGUGGAGCUCCACAGGAAAGUUUCCAGCCUCAUAGAGUAUCUGAAACAGAAGUGGGCUUAUCAUGACCAGCGGAUUCUUAAGAGUCUCAUGGAGAGAGAGGCUCUAGAAGGCAACCAGACCAGCACAGCCUCUCCCAGCAUAACUCAGAAGGAAGAACUUUUUCUUUUUCCAGCUGAGAGCUGCACAUUGACUACACUGCCUGGGGUGGCACGUGUGGUUCACUCCAAAGCCUCCUGCACUGUCCAUUGGAUCGAGAGUGGCAAGAGCCGACCUAAUGCCAAGGAGUUGCCAGCUGCCCAGAUCCUGGGCAUCCAUGCAGCUCCACAACCUCGAACUGGCAGCAAAUCUGGGCGGGGAAGCGCUGCUGUUGCUGGUGCUUCACUGACUAUAACGGGUGAUGCUCGUCGAACUGAAACCCCCAACCCUGAUCCAUCAGCAGACAGUUCUGCAAAGGUAGAGGAGAAGAGACUUCAGUCCCCUUGUGUCCCAGUUUCCUCUCAGCAGACUGUCAGAGAAGAGGGAGAUGGGAUGGGAUCUUCUGAUCCAGGAAAGGCCUGCACUGGCGUUGAGGUCAGUGGUGGUUUAGCCAUGACCAGAAGCACGGACAGGUCAUGUAGUGGUGCCGAUGGCUCUGCUGAGCAGUACAAAGAGGAGCAGAGCACCAGCGCGUCUUCCUCGGAGGCAAAUCAGCCUCCUUCAGUCAAACCUUCAGUGACUGGCUCAGACGAAGCCGUGUCGCAAGCUUCCCCACCAGCGACCAAAGAACGGGUCGUUGAGCAGAUCAGAGAGGAAGGCUGGAGCGCCCGUGACGCAGAGAACGUCACCCUGGCCGAGCUGUACCUGAUGUUUGGGAAGCCAGGCAAGCUGCAGCUGGAGUACGAGUGGCAGCCGGUCACAGCUCCACCCAGCAACUCAGAAGAGGGACAAGCCUCAGUGCAGCCAAAGCCCGACAGGACAAAUCGAGUUUUGCGCUGUUUACUCAAGCUGGUUUCCACUGAAGUCAACCCCAAACCUCUGGCUCCAGAGCUGUGCUCCACAGCCACAUCACCCCUCAAGACCUAUCAGGAGGAGCAAAACCAGGUCCUCACACCUCCGGCGAAGGGUCCUGUUGCAGGCGCCCGUAGCCCCAGCUGUGGGCGGCCGCAGGCGUCUUUGCGCAUGCCCAAGUUACAGCUGCCAAGUGCUGGAGGUGGGCGCAACCUUCCCCGCUCUCUGCUGGGUUCUACUGCAGUUGGCGAAUCAGAAAGCAGCGUGUUCGCAGUACCCACCACGCUGCCACCCAACAGCUCACGGCACAACCGAAUGUUCUCCCCUAACAAAGAGGCAGAGCUAGCCUUCAGACAGCAGCUCGACUCGAUCAGUAUGCAGUCAGAUCUUUUCCUUUCUAGACAGCGAAAACCUCGGAACAGACAACUUCGCAAACCACUUGUAGUUCAGCGAACACUGCUGCCCAGAACUACAGGAGACACUCCUCAACACGUCUGCUCCUUCUCCAUCCUCUCCAACUCCUCUGCCACAGGAACGGGAUCUUUCCGGCCGAUCCAUCCCCGACUAGCUCCUUCCUCUCGCUCUGUCCAAACUAAAACAACCCCAGCAACAUCCAGCUCUGCGGGGGCCAGCCAGCUCUCUAGUGCCAUUGACCUGGCAGCUAAGUCUGCAGGCAUCAUCCCAGGCAGUCCCUGUCGGGAGGUGGAUUCUUCCACUGUGGAUAACAGCGCUCUUCUCGCCACCACUCCCAUUGCUGAUGCUGAGCCAGACUCUCAACUCCACCAGCAAAAUGUUCCAGAGAAUGGCGUACCACCUCCGUCUCCUGGAGUCACCGGCGGGGGAGACUCACUCCUCUCUCCCCCGAGCGUUGCCUCGCUCCUUGAUAUCUCACUCCCAGGCCCUCCUGAAGAGGCUCUAACCCCCGGAGAACCUCAAACGCAGAUCAGCGACUCCAUCAUCGAGCUUGCCAUCAACUCCACACAUUACGGUGAGGAGGCUGCUCUCUCUCCAGCCAAGCUGGGCAACAGCGACGGCUCCAAACUGCUGGCCUCGUCUCCCUCGCUCAGCCCAUCCAGAGGCUGGAUCCCUUCACCCAGCCACGACCCUCAGUGGUACCCCAGCGACUCGUCUGACUCCACACUGGGAUGCCUCCUUUCCAGCAUGGUCUCUCCUGAUAAGGGCAGACGGACCACCCUAACCCCCACUGGCCCCUCCAGUGGCACAGCUCUACUCGGUCCUAGCCUCCUGGACUGCAAUUCUCAUGAUUCCUUUCAAUCCCGUGGCCUUCCUGAUGUGGCAGAGAUGGAUUCUCAGCUUGCUUGUAUGAUGAGUGAGAGCAGCAUAGACUACAUCGCUCGCUUCAAUGAUCUGGCUCAGGAGCUCGCCGUAACUGAGCCCUCCAUUCCACCUCCCUGAGGAAGACUCCACCAAGCCAUGGUCAUCUGUACCUCUAAUCUACAGCCAGUUCCAGGCAUUUCCACAGUUCCAGGAGAGAGAGACACAAACUUCUGGGCCCACACUUGGAAGCAGUGACUACUGCUAGAAAUUCAAAACCGAUUUGCAGCCAGCAGCUGCAAAUUACCCCGACUUUUACCACGUCUGGUUCUCACACCUGUCGAUAAGCAGGCCGGUCCUAAAAAGAGACCAAGGCAGAACUUUGUUCACCUAGAGCAUCAUGUUGUUGGUGACAAGAGGUACUGUAAGUGAGGAGAGGAGAGGUUUCCUCUCUGUCUUCUCCCUGUUUGGAGAAAGAAGACUGGGGAGAAAGGCCAACCCCAUCCCCCUUCAAAGCCAUCCAUGGCCUGUUUGUAAAAGUGCAAUAAUAGGUGGUCAACUGUGACCAUUGUUCAAAAGCGAGUUGCGUUGGUUUCACUGAACUGUUCUCUAAGGAACAAUUCCCUUUAAAUACAAACACUUUAGAUAAAACAAAUGAGUUUACAAAGAUACAACCUCAUGUACAGGAAAAUACUAUGCCAUAUCCGAACAAAAUAUCUGCAACGACCUUUCAUGUCUCUUCCUGCUCUCGGUGUGUGAGUGCAUGAAUGUAUCUGUGUGUGCGUGUGUAUUAAAGGCUGUAAGGCUGACCGCUCAAAAUGUGCAGUUCAGAUCAUCAGCUGGUGGCAAACAGCCACUGGACUGUGAUUUUUAUUAAAAGUAAUGUCGGUGAGAAAGAGAUACUUGGCAUAGUUCAGUAGCAAAAGUGGAACAAAACAAAGUGAUGUGUAGAAGUUCAUUUUUCCUGUUGGCCUCCUUUUUUCUUUUUUUUGUUCCUCAUCUCUUAUGAGUUCAGGUGUUACAGAUUGUGUCGUAGUCACGCGUGUUUGGAAUCGGGUUCUUCAUUUCUCAAACCCACAUUUUAAAAAAACAAAAAAACAAAACAAAAAAACAAAUACAAAUAAAAAAUGGCAGCUUGUUGGUUGACUCCACUUGGGUAGCUCCACAGAUGCUGAAAAU